AUGGCGCGCACAAAACAGACGGGCAAAGGACGAGCGAGUACGGGAGGAAAAUCAGUUGGAAAGACGACCCCAAAAGGGAAAAGACAAAGUAGCGGAGCUGCAGGACGAGGUCCGGGAAAAGCGCAUCGCUACAAGCCUGGGACUGUUGCAUUAAGAGAGAUUAGGAGGUAUCAGAAAUCGACAGAGUUGUUGAUUGCAAAACUGCCAUUUUCACGCUUGGUACGAGAAGUCUGUAUGAACGUUGCGCCUCCACAAUCGGAAGUUUCACGAUGGCAGUCACAAGCGAUUCAGGCUUUGCAAGAAGCAGCAGAAGCAUUUCUGAUACAUCUUUUUGAGGAUUCGAAUCUGUGCGCCAUCCACGCGAAGCGUGUAACGAUUAUGCAAAAAGACAUUCAGCUUGCAAGGCGUAUACGUGGCGCUUGGGGUGGUCUUGGGUGA
Messenger RNA from Ramularia collo-cygni, 438 nucleotides. Its product is annotated as probable Histone H3, embryonic. NCBI's taxonomy places the organism in Eukaryota, Fungi, Ascomycota, Dothideomycetes, Mycosphaerellales, Mycosphaerellaceae. Gene Ontology annotation, molecular function: protein heterodimerization activity; DNA binding; structural constituent of chromatin. Bases 1 to 438 code for a protein of 145 amino acids. The transcript has 3 exons. Gene Ontology annotation, cellular component: nucleosome. The record is from RefSeq and is a predicted model, not a curated record.